GGGGCGGGGCGGGUGGCGGCGGCGGCGUGUUCGCGGCGGCGGCGGAGCCGGCGUGUUCGCGGCGCCGGAGGAGCCGGCGCCGAGUGACCUUGGCAGGUAGAGCCGGGCUGCGCCCGCCGCCGCCGCUGCCACCGGGGAAGCUGGGUGGGGAGACGGCUGAGAUGGUGGAGGACGGCGGCGGCGGCGAGGAGGAGGAGGCGGAGGAGGAGAACGGGGAGAUGCCGGCGGCCGCCGCCGUGCCUCCCCUGCAGCGCUGCAAUGGCUUCCUCCCCGGGAAGGAGGCGGAGGACGGCGGGCGGGCGGCCCCGGCGGGCGGCGGGGAGCGGGCGGCGGAGGCCCAGGCCAUGCUGGCGGCGGGCGGCGGGCGGCUGGAGACCCGCCUGUCGCGGCGGCGGCUGGCGGUGCUGGCCGUCUUCAGCUGCUACUCGCUGGUGAACGCUUUCCAGUGGAUCCAGUACAGCAUCCUCAGCAACGUCUUCGCCGGCUUCUACGGCGUCUCCUUCAUGCAGAUAGACUGGCUCUCCAUGGUCUACAUGGUGGCCUACGUGCCGCUGAUCCUGCCCGCCACCUGGCUGCUGGACACCCGUGGCCUGCGCCUCACUGCCCUGCUGGGUGCCGGCCUCAACGGCCUGGGCGCCUGGCUCAAGUGUGCCAGCCUGGCCCCCGACCGGUACCCCAUCACCCUGGCGGCGCAGGGCAUCUGCGCCGUCGCCCAGGUCUUCAUCCUGGGGCUGCCCUCACGCAUCGCCUCCGUCUGGUUCGGCCCCACCGAGGUCUCCACCGCCUGCGCCGUGGCCGUGCUGGGCAACCAGCUUGGCACUGCAAUUGGCUUUUUGUUGCCGCCUGUUUUGGUUCCAAAUACACCUAACGAUAUCGAUCUAACAGCACAUAACAUCAGCAUCAUGUUCUACGGAACAGCGAUAGUGUCCACAAUUUUGUUCUUCUUAACAGGAGUUGUGUUUGAAGAAAAGCCCAAAUACCCUCCUAGUCACUCUCAAGCAGUCCUGCAUACUAUGCCUCCUGAGGAUUACUCCUACAAGCAGUCGAUUAUUAACUUGUUCAAAAAUAUUCCAUUUGUACUUCUGCUGAUCAGUUAUGGUAUUAUGACUGGGGCAUUUUACUCUGUUUCCACGUUAUUAAACCAGAUGAUAGUAACUCAUUAUGAGGGAGAAGAAAUGAACGCUGGGAGAAUUGGCUUGACACUGGUGGUGGCAGGAAUGGUGGGUUCGAUUAUUUGUGGUUUGUGGCUGGAUUUCACUAAAACAUACAAGCAGACUACUUUGAUUGUUUACAUUCUCUCUUUCAUUGGGUUGCUGGUAUUUACUUUCACUCUGGACCUCAAUUACCUUACAGUAGUGUUCGUGACUGGAGGAGUACUUGGGUUCUUCAUGACUGGCUAUCUCCCACUUGGGUUUGAAUUUGCUGUGGAAAUUACGUACCCAGAGUCUGAAGGCACUUCCUCAGGUCUUCUUAAUGCAUCAGCACAGAUAUUUGGAAUCAUCUUUACACUUGUUCAAGGAAAACUCACAACAGUCUACAGUCCUCGUACAGGAAAUCUCUUUCUUGGUGCUUGGAUUUUUGUGGGCAUUAUCUUAACAGCCUUAAUAAAAUCAGAUUUGCGAAGACACAAUGUGAAUUCAGGGAUUAUGAAUUUGGACCUUAAAGCUCCCUCAGUGCCACCGGUGCCAAACUACAAGCUCUCCAUGUCGAUCCCAGAAUGGCUUCAGGCAAUACAGACCUACAUGAAGAUGCUGCAAUACAAUCACACAGGAACGCAGUUCUUCGAGAUUAGAAAAACCAGACCUUUAAGUGGGUUAAUGGAGACAGCAAAAGAAAUGACCAGGGAGUCCCUACCCAUCAAAUGCCUUGAAGCAGUUAUCCUGGGGAUAUACUUAACGAACGGGCAGCCCUCUGUGGAACGAUUCCCCAUCAGCUUUAAAACCCACUUCUCAGGGAACUAUUUUCAUCAUGUGGUGCUCGGGAUUUAUUGCAACGGCCGGUAUGGCUCACUGGGCAUGAGCAGACGAUCAGAUCUGAUGGACAAACCUCUAACUUACCGAACUCUGAGCGACCUCAUCUUUGAAUUUGAAGACUCCUAUAAAAAGUACUUGCAUUCAGUCAAAAAAGUAAAAAUUGGAUUAUAUGUCCCACAUGAGCCGCACAGCUUUCAGCCCAUUGAGUGGAAACAGCUGGUCCUCAACAUAUCCAAAAUGAUGCGCACAGAAGUCAGGAAGGAGCUGGAGAAGUUUGCCAGGGAUAUGAGGAUGAAGAUUCUGAAACCCUCAAGUGCCCAUUCUCCGAUGAAAGAGAGAUCACGGGGUAAGUCAUUGUCCCCUCACCGAAGGCAAGCCAGCCCUCAGAGACGCGCAUGCAGAAGAGACAAAUCGCCUGCGGUCAUGGACAAGAAAGGAGACCUGGCCACGCUCAACGAGGUAGGGUACCAGCUCCGCAUCUAACAAAGCCAUACGCUGGACAGAGGGCUUCCCUGGUGCUUCCCGCUGCACUUUACCCGCACUCCGUUGGAAGGAAAAAGGAAUGGGACUAUUUAUUAACUUGUGGAUUCUUAUUGUAAGUUUUACCUAGACAAUAGAAGGGGGGAUUUUUUUUUUGUGGCAGUACUUAUUUUCUUUUAAUUAAUAAAAAAGGCAUCAGUGAAGAGAACCUAAAAUUAGGUUUAUCGGGAUAUAAGAUUUUUUUCCCCUCCAUCACGUAGCAAGUGACUCCAGUGGUGUGAGAGUUUCUUCAAAUAUGACUUCCCUGUAUAAGCAUUAAUUGAAUUUGGGCAUUGUGCUGGGUAGUAGCAUUGGGAUAACUAAGGAAUCAUAUUCUUAGUGUUAAGAUGUGCUGGGGUGCAGUGCAGUUUAAAAAAAAAGUCAUAUUCAGUAUUAAUACUUAAUUAGCAAUAAAAACAAGCAGUGCAGAAGUGGCAUGAGUUUUUGAAGUAUCAACAUUACCUCACUAAACUUAUCAGAUAUGCAAAACUGUCAGUAGUAUUGUUUUGUAACUAAUUUGUACUGUUUUCCAGCAUUUCUGGUAGUAUUAAAACAGCACUGGAUGUUUUACUGCCACCUGUAUUAUUAUUCUGUGCAUGUUGCUGAAAGAUGUUAAGUAAUAGUAAUAUGCAAAUGUUUUCUUAAACACUGACAUCUUAUCAGGCAAAAUAUGAGGUUUUGGUUUUUUAAGUGAUGGUACUUGAUGAAUAAUGAAUUUUUAAACUUUCAGAAUGUUUUUGUACUUUGUCACAAGCUUUUAAUCUUUCUGGACUACACUGCUGAAGCACAAAACAUAGAGAUUGCUGUUUUGUAGAGACAAGCGUUCACCUACUAGUCAGUUUGUUUCUCAUGUAUGUUCCUGGAAUAAUGGAAAAACCGUCAGAAUUACUAACCUGAGUCUACAUGCUUUGCUUUCAACAUUUGUCUAUAACUUUGAACCUUGCCUUGAAAGGCUGAGCAGUCUCAGAUAGUGAUGCCUUGACAUCUUAUAUUAAGAUCAGAUAUCACAGGCUGAAGUUAACCUUCUGCCAUGCUGCUGUAGGGAGUUUUUUCUGUAUGUGUUGUUGUAACAACAGCUUAGUCAGACCUGCAUAAGGAAGCUUGUCUGAAAUAGCUGAAAAUCAAGCUUGCCUGCUUCCUCCCUACUCAGUCCUUUUGUUCUAGACUUAGCUAAGGACCUGUAAUGGACAGCAGCAUUCUCAAAUGAUACAGUAAGACUUUCACUGGGGUCUGCCCUUUGCAUUAGUGAAGUUCUCUGGAAGCAUUAGAGUGCUGCAUUCCUGAAAAUAUUUCAUUAGGUGCCUAAAUAGAAACUGGAUUAUUGUACAAGUCCAGCCUCUACCCUUUGUGCUGUGUUUAUAGAUGAUACUGCCAUGGGCCUUGUGUACCCCUGCUCCUGGGCACUUGCUUUUUUUUGGAUCUUGAUGAAGACAGGACAUGGUAACACAGUGACGAUAAUGCUUACUUGAAUUGAAUGAUUUAAGCUCCUAGAAUGCUUGUAUCAGCCAGCAACUGAAUGGAUACAGGAGGAGACAAUUGCUUGUACACCAACCUCAUUGCUCAAAAAAGUCACUGAAUCUUACCUACCUAGGACAGGACAACAACACUGAGACCCAGCAACCUUCUUCAAACAGUAAAAGGCUUUCUAUUAAUUAAGACUUCAGAAGGUCUAGAAAAAAGAUUUUUUCAAACAUGUUACACUUCUUUAUACAAGAUUACCAUCUCAAUUACAGGGAGGCCUUACCUAUCCAUCUUUCUGCAAACUUCUCCACUGCUGUGUUCACAACAGGAAUAUUUUUUUCUUCAGGAGUGGAACUGAAGAGAGGGAAAUAUUCUUUUGGUAGAAAGCCUUGUGUAAUUUGAUAUCAGCUGCAGAGUUUGUUUUAAACUUUGUGCUGCUCAGUGUCUUGUGACCUAAAUUUUUUUUCGUGUAUCCCUUAAAUUUCUAACGGGUAGAAUGAUGUGAAAAACUUGCUUUGAUCAGCUGUAUCCUAUAGCACAAGGGUAUCUGAUAUGUUGCAAGUUUUUUUUCUAUGAAACUAUGGUUCACUUCAGCUCCAGUAAUGGUGGUUGGUAUACAGUUUUUACCAUUGUCCAACACAAUUUGAGUUACUUUCUCUUAACCUCUAACUUAUACUGAAACUUUUUAAUGCUGUAGAGGUGUGUGACAAAUUGCUUUUGGUUUUUGCUUUCAAGUUCAGCUGAAAUAUUCUCUUGAAAUUUGCUUAUGAUGGCACUUGUCUUAAAUGUGGUUCUAGUGACUGUUCUUCUAACUUACUGAAAAGUGGUCAAAUAGUGUAGCAAACAUGCAUGACUUCUUGGUUUUUUAAGCAGUUGUAUGUUUAUGCACAGCAUGAAACGUCAAUAAAAUAUCCUGGUAGUCUUUUU
Molecule: messenger RNA, 4880 nt
Organism: Phalacrocorax carbo (great cormorant)
Lineage: Eukaryota; Metazoa; Chordata; Aves; Suliformes; Phalacrocoracidae
Source: RefSeq, a predicted model, not a curated record